Molecule: messenger RNA, 1957 nt
Organism: Doryrhamphus excisus (bluestripe pipefish)
Lineage: Eukaryota; Metazoa; Chordata; Actinopteri; Syngnathiformes; Syngnathidae
Source: RefSeq, a predicted model, not a curated record
GCGAUACGGCAGCAUCUCGGCACCGCCUGCUACAGACGUGACAUGUCGCUAAGCGAGGAAGAGGAGGCGGUUUCCUCCCCUCGGACCUGUCUGUCACCGGGGAGGCAGAACCCACGGAAAGGUCUGUGUGAUGGUCAAGGAGUCAGCGUGUCUGUGAACCCAUGGCAUCCAUGUUGGGUGUCCACGAGCGCGGACCCUUUGUGUCGUGUCUGCUGGGCCUGUACGGUUGCCGGUGGCGCCGCCAGCACGGGAGCAGCACCCCACCUGGAGACUGCUGCUGCAACAAGUUGGAAGGCGUGAGCUUGGCUCUGCUGGUGGUGGCCUUCUGUCUCACCCUGCUGUUUCUGUACUUCUGGGGCCAAGCCAAGAACGAUUACAAUGACUUUGAUUGGUUCAACUUUGGCAACAUGGGCUUCUGGUUCCCGUGGUCUGUGGUGCUGCUGGUCAUCGCCGCAGUGUUCUUCUCCUACACGGCCAUGCUCAUGCUCUUGGCCAUCUGCUUGCUGUCCCAGAGACAAAAACUACGUUUACAUUGGAGCCACAAGGUGGGCAUCGUGGUGAGCCUGACGUUUGCCAUCGUGGCGAUGGCCAUCAUGGCCGACCUUUGGAGUCAAGAAUGGACAACGCUGCUUCUUUCCUUCCAAGUGACGGCGCCAUAUUUGCAUUUGGGCGGAGUCUUGUUGAUGACAGCGCUGGCCUGGCCAGUCGCGUUGCAUUUCUUUCGCAUGACCAGCAGAGCAAGGCGGGGCCUAAUUUUGUUUGUCUACCUGACAUUCCUAUUGGUCCUUUACUUGGUGCCACUGGGCUUGUACUCUCCAUGUAUUAGACACAAAGGGUCCCUAGGCCCCCCACCGGCCCUCAUUGGCCACAGAGGAGCCCCUAUGCUAGCUCCAGAAAACACGCUAAUGGCCUUCGAGAAGGCGGUGGAGGCAGGAAGUGAAGGCCUGGAGACGGACGUCACUAUCAGCUAUGACGGCGUUCCCUUCCUGAUGCACGACCGCACGUUACGGCGAACCACCAACGUCCAUCAGGUUUUUCCCAACCAAGCCGAUGCCCCAGCGGCCAUGUUUUUGUGGUCGGAGCUACAGAGGCUCAACGCUGGAGCCUGGUUCCUCUCUAGUGAUCCAUUCAAAACGGCGAACUCGCUUGGAGAGGACGACCGACUUCAGGCGGGAAACCAGUCUGUCUGCAGCCUGCAAGACUUCCUCCAGUUGGCGGCGCGCACUGACAAACUGGUGAUCUUUGACCUCUACCGUCCCCCACAAGGACACCCGUACAGGGACACGUGGAUCCACCGCACGCUGGAGGUCAUUCAUAACGAGUCGUCCAUUCAGCCCUCACAGGUGCUGUGGUUGCCCCCGGAGCUGCGGUCUGAGGUGGUGAACAUGGACCUGGGCCUACAGCAGACGUCCGGCACAGAGCUCCCUCUAGAGGAGCUUCAUAAGAAUCGCAUCGUCAAGCUCAACCUGCACUACACUUCCCUGUCGACUCAGCGCAUCAGCGCGUACGCAGCACUGAACAUCAGCACUAACCUGUACGUGAUCAGUGAGGCGUGGAUCUACUCGCUGGCCUGGUGCUCGGGCGCACACUCGGUCACCACCAACGACCCCCAGCUUCUUCACGCCAUGACGCGACCUCUUUUCCUUAUGACUCCUGAUGAAUUCAACGUAAUGUGGAUCGUCACUGAUGUGUUGUCACUGCUGCUCAUUGUGGCUCUUUUUGCCUUUCACAGGUGGCGAGAGCGAAGACUGGCUGACGUCCGAUCGGUACUCAAAGUCACACUGGAUGGAGGCACAUACGUCCAGUUCAAAACAGAGCUGAGUGACAUAUGGUCCGUUUCAAGCAAUCCGACUUGGCCUUCGGAGCAAACACCCAAACUGGCAACCUUGUCUGCUCAGUCAACCUGGCAACCGGCGAGCUAAAUCAGCCCCAAUCCCCACUUCGCUUCAUUUCAUUA